AUGUCUGCGAUCGGAACUCUCGUCUUCUGCACUGACUGCGGCUCUCUUUUGGAGGGUUCAAUUGGUGAUCCAACUAAGAUUCUUGUCUGCGAUGUCUGCGGAGCUAGGAAUAAAGACACCGUUCCCCAGACCAUUGUCUCCGAGUCCAAGCCGAGCGCAUUCCCGUCUGCCUUGAGAGCGAAAAGAUCUGCGGUCCAGACCUUGACGGCGUCAGACAGAAGAACCGAAGCCCUUACUCAACAUACUUGUAUCAAGUGUGGAAGGAAAGAGAUGUACUACACCACCGUACAACUGCGCAGUGCAGAUGAAGGUAGUACGGUGUUUUACACAUGUGUCUGUGGUCACAAGGAAUCGACGAACAACUAA
Messenger RNA from Aspergillus vadensis CBS 113365, 366 nucleotides. Its product is annotated as DNA-directed RNA polymerase I core subunit RPA12. Bases 1 to 366 code for a protein of 121 amino acids. Gene Ontology annotation, biological process: termination of RNA polymerase I transcription; DNA-templated transcription. The record is from RefSeq and is a predicted model, not a curated record. The transcript has 3 exons. Gene Ontology annotation, cellular component: RNA polymerase I complex. Gene Ontology annotation, molecular function: DNA-directed RNA polymerase activity; nucleic acid binding; zinc ion binding. NCBI's taxonomy places the organism in Eukaryota, Fungi, Ascomycota, Eurotiomycetes, Eurotiales, Aspergillaceae.